Molecule: messenger RNA, 426 nt
Organism: Pelobates cultripes (western spadefoot toad)
Lineage: Eukaryota; Metazoa; Chordata; Amphibia; Anura; Pelobatidae
Source: the annotation of a GenBank genome assembly
AUGUGGCCAGACCACGCCCCAAUAUUUAUGACACGUUCAUCCCCCCUCUACAGACCAGCUUUUGGACAGUGGCGCCUCAAUGAGGCGCUUCUGUUGGACCUGGUGGUGACAGCAGACUUUCACCAACACCUCACCCACUACUUACAGGAAAAUGAGACAACAGAUAUUGCACCCAUGGUGCUGUGGGAAGCCCAUAAACCUGUCAUCAAGAGUCACUUCAUAGUGAGGAGGGGGACAAUUAAAAAAGGAGAGGGCAGCAUGCUUCACAACCCUAAUACGGGAGAUCCACUUAGAAGAGAGCCACAAACAAACACAACAUACAACUGGCUGGAUCAAACUGACAACCACCAGACAAGAGCUAUCCACCAUAAUAAACGCUUCCUAUUAAAGGAAAUACUUUCAAACAAAAACAUUCUUCCACACUAA